AUGCCGUUCGGAAUCAUUGAUUGCAAAAAGCUGGAGGUCGUUCCGGGUACCGCGUUUAUGAGCGAUCAGGAUGACUUGCCUCCCGAAUACGCCGAAAUUCCCCGAGAGCUAUUAAAACAUGGAAAAGGAAGAUUUUCGGACAUCAUCCUGAUCCCCCAACCUUCAGAUUCACCCAAUGAUCCUUUGAACUGGCCUCAAUGGAAGAAGGAAUUGAUUCUUCUUAUUGUCAGUCUUUCCGCCGCGGUCGUGGGAGCCUUCGGCCCUAUGCUCAGCCCAGGAUUCGUGGAAAUAUCUGAGCAACUCAACAUCACCGUCGAAAUCUUAUCACAGGCCACCGCCUGGCUAAUUCUGACAAUUGGACUGGGGCUGUUCCUGACCAACCCUCUGGCCAAGCUAUACGGGAAGAGGCCGAUCUAUAUUCUUGCUAUUUGCAUCAUGUUUGCAUGCAGCGUUUGGGGAGCUAAGGCAAACAAUUAUAGCUCUUUCCUGGCCAGUCGUGUCAUCUCGGGCAUUGGCAUGGCGCCUUAUGAGGUCCUUGUUCAAUGUACCAUUGGCGACCUUUACUUUGUGCAUGAGCGAGCCACCCGAAUAGCAGUAUGGAAUUUGUUCCUUCUCACUGGAAUUUCUGGUGGUGCUCUGGUCAGCGGCUACAUUAUCGAAUACGACGGCUAUGAAUGGACCUUUGGAGUGUGUGCCAUCUUUUUCGGCGUCCUCAUGUUGGGAGUUUUCUUCCUCGUCCCCGAAACGUCAUACCGGCGCGAUGCUGUGGUGAUCAUCCCAGAGCAAGACCCAGUCGAGGGUGAUGCUGAAAAGCCAGGAACACAACAUAUUCACAUGAAGUUAGGCCACGAACAUGACAUCUCCCAAGCUCACGGCGAGAAGGACAAGCACCUUUCUUAUUCGUUGUCUCGGGGUUCGGCUGAGCCAAAAAUGUCAUACUGGCAGUCGCUGCGCAUUUUCACUGGACGGUACAGCUAUGCGCCCAUCUACAAAAUCUUCACAAGACCGGUUGUCCUGUUCUUCUAUCCAGCAGUGUUCUGGGGAUUUUUGAUUUAUGGUACGACCCUGACUUGGAUUGUCGUAUUCUCGGUGGUGAAUGGAGUCAUCUUCGUGUCGCCACCAUACAACUUCUCGGUAUCACAGACCGGUUUAAUCAGUCUCUCCCCAUUUGUCCUCACGCUGAUCGGAGAAGUAAUCUCGGGUCCGCUCAACGACUGGAUCUGUGUCUACCUGACGAAAAAGAACAAAGGGAUUUAUGAACCUGAAUUCCGCCUGGUGCUCAUCACUGUGGUCAUCAUCCUGGGGACGGUGGGAUUUUUUGGGUUUGGCGCAACGGUGCAUUAUCAGACACACUGGUCCGGUCCUGUGUUGACAUUCGGAUUUGCCAACAUGAGUCUCGCCUUUGCCUCGACCUGUGUGUUUGGUUAUGUGAUCGAUUCGUAUCCAAAAUUGAACGAGGAGGCAUUUGUGGCCAUCAAUGCUCGAAACCUGUUGACCUUUGGACUAACCUAUUUCGUCAAUAACUGGUUGGCCGAAGACGGCCCAUUGGAGGUGUUCUGCAUUCUGGGGGCCCUCUUCUUAUUCGAUAUUCGGAAAAAGGAUUCGGUCGUGGAUCGGGCGAAACGAAUGGCUCCAGAGAUAUAUGAAUGA
This is a messenger RNA of Rhinocladiella mackenziei CBS 650.93, 1650 nucleotides long. RefSeq lists its product as uncharacterized. Gene Ontology annotation, biological process: transmembrane transport. The transcript is spliced from 3 exons. The record is from RefSeq and is a predicted model, not a curated record. Bases 1 to 1650 code for a protein of 549 amino acids. Gene Ontology annotation, molecular function: transmembrane transporter activity. Lineage: Eukaryota; Fungi; Ascomycota; Eurotiomycetes; Chaetothyriales; Herpotrichiellaceae.